Messenger RNA from Pocillopora meandrina, 3958 nucleotides. NCBI's taxonomy places the organism in Eukaryota, Metazoa, Cnidaria, Anthozoa, Scleractinia, Pocilloporidae. The record is from the annotation of a GenBank genome assembly.
CAUUUUGUAUACGAUCAAUAAGGUUUUCAGUUUUCACAGUUGGUAUUCUCAGCAUUCUUGGUGUGAUUUGUGACUGUUCGAGAAUGGCAACAUGGCAAGUACGUAUGGCGACAGCGGACGAUGUUCCAGAAAUUUUGCGAAUGAUAACGGUAAAAAAAGAAAUCGUUAAUUUGAUGCGCUGGGGUUGCUAAGAUUCUGAGAUUCUUCAGGACACAUAAACAUAAUUUUGCUUUUGAAUGAACACGUUAAAUUCUUCUUCUUACAUAGGACUUAGCUGUAUUUGAGAAGGAACCAGCAUCAAGAGUUAAACUUACUGAGGAAGGUAAGAUCCACAGAGACUCCCAACACUCAAACGUGAUCAAUAUGCAUAUUCCUUCUUCAUUUCAUAAGGCGCUGACAAAGAGAAUUUGUUUAACAAUCAUGAGCUUGUUUAUUAUGUGAUCAUUUCUUUAAUUCUCAUGACCUUAGUGUUUGAUUCAGGGGUGAUACUGUGAGGAGAUAUUAGAUGCUAGUCUUUGAUUUCUCUGUGAUUGAUGGGUUAAAAAAGCUGCAAAAACAAAAAAAAAAAUUACCCACUCUUCCCCACCAACUGAUCCCUUAUGACUCCUCUGCUGACCUCCCCUCAGAAAUUAUUAGGAAAUGAUAAUCUGAUGAAAAAUAAGCCUUACAGGACUUUAAACCCUUUCACCUCCAAAACUGACCAGCAUGAAAUUUCUCCUAACAAUAUUAGCCCUGAAUCAAACAUUGGUGUAACAAGAAAAACACAAAUGAUCACCAAACAAAGAAGAUCUUGAUUUCUAAACAAAUUCUCCUUGUCAACACCUGAGGAAAUGUAUAGCAAACAGUGGGGAGAAAGUACAUACUGAUGUUAGGUGUGAAGGGUUGUGAAGAGACCCUCUAAACUUUACAAUCUGGUCAAACAAGAGAUUUGUUAUGUAUCUGAAGAAAUCAAGAAUCAUCAAGGAAAAGAAUGAAGGUUUCAAGGCCAGACACCGUUGCACUCUCUCCUGAUUAUUUUUUUAGUUCUCAAGACUAAUAGAGUACCAAAUGAUUUGUGACAAAUUAUUCACACACUGAGACAACAGAUCUAUCAUUACUUUACAAAUUGCACUAACUUAGUUGUAGAAACAUUAACAAUUGGUUCAUAUGUAAGCUUGCAUUCAUCAAGAUAUGAAGCACGUGGGAAGUUUGGAGAGCACGAAAGAUGCCUAAGAGUUGCUUCUUGAGUGCUCUCCAAACUUCCCGAGUGCUUCCUAUCUCGAUGAACACACAGCUGACGUAUGAACCAAUUGUUUUAUAACAUUUUCAACCCGAUGGUUUGCUGAUUUGAUUUGUUUCCUGACGUCAUGAGUGUGCACAAUAGGAAUAUGAAGCAUGCUCAUGCAAUUGAAUUUGAUUAGACAAAUUUACUAGCUAUGUUGUAAAGAGUUUUUGAGCAUGCUACAAAAUUUUUUUCUAUCUUGCAGAAAUGCGGAGGGAUGGAUUUGGACAAACACCAUGGUUCAGCUGUCUGAUAGCAGAAGAGGUGAACCCCAGUGAAGAAAAAAACUGCAGCUUACCAAGGAAAAAGGCUGUUGGUUAUGCAUUAUUUUUCAACAUUUAUUCCACCUGGGAAGGCCGGUCUCUCUAUUUGGAAGACCUUUAUGUCGACUCAGCUUUUAGAGGUGAACUCUAUGAUCAAGUUGAUUCCCUGUUACUUGCAUAAUUUUUUUUAUUCCAAGCACAAUGCUCAGGGUCUCUUUGUUCACCAUUUUUGGAGUGGUAAAUUUUUUCAAAGAAAGAAAAGAGCACUUUGUUCAAAUUAUUGCUUGAUAGGUCACAUCGCUGUACUUACCAACCAUCAAUUUCUUAUUUUAAAUUGAAUUACAUUAAGGUGAAGGUGAAGGUGUAGACAAUUUUUAAAAUUAAAUAUACUCUGAGAGAAGACAAACAAAGAUUAGGUGAUUUUCCAGCCAUGAAAUGUUUAUCUUCCUUUAAUGUGCGAAAGACCAUAAACACCCUUACUAUUUGAUUAAGUAAUACAGCUUAACCCUUUAACUCCCAGAAGUGAUAAACAUAAAACUUCUCCCUACAAUAACCCUAAAUUAUCCAGCAAACAGCUAAUGAGAAUAUUCAAACUUAUCAGGUAGAAGUUGUUAUCUUGAUCUAACACCAAAUUCUCAUAACUAAGUUUUAAGGAUGUGUGAAGCAGCCAGAGGGGAGAUUUAACAAUCAGAUCUUGGGAGUUAAAGGGUGAAUACAUAAUUGACAAACACAGGUUGUCAGAUAAGUGACUCACUGCAAUUUGGUUAGAGAACAUUCAUGUGCUGUUCUUUGAUGCAGCAGUUGGCUGGUUCCUCUGUCAACCCGAGUAGGUCAAAUCAAGGAUUGUUGAUGGGUGUUGUAUUAUAGCUGUGUAUUUUUGUGAUUGUUUUUUCUAUUUCCAAAUUUUUUUCGUUUUUCCAUGACAAAUACAAGUCUGAGCUCGAACCACUUAUAGGGGUACACAUAAAGCAUUUGUUACCUGAUAAUUAGCACCUAAAGACAUAUUCAAUUUGAUUUUUUGGACAGGAAAAGGAAUUGGAAAAGAGAUGUUGAAAAGAGUGGCUAGAGUAAGUUGAAUUUUUUUUUUUACAAAUUUCCUGUUUUUGUAAAUUGUAGAGAGCCAUGUUGCCAAGAUCGAAGAGAUACUGUGUAGUGUGGUAAAAAUACAAACUGCUAAUUAUUUUUCCUUAUUUCAGAUUGCUGUUGAGAAGGGUUGUGCUCGGGUUGACUGGAGUGUUCUUUACUGGAACAAAAUUGCAAGAGAUUUCUAUGACAAGCUUGGAGCAGUGUGCUUAGAUGAAUGGCGUCUGUAUCGCCUAACUGGACAAAGUUUGCUGGAUUUUGCCGGGAAGGAACUUUUGUAGUACAACUAUACCAGUAGGCUUGUAAAAUUCUCUGGUGGUAGAUUCUGAAUUAUUAUGAGUGAACACUGAAGAAUCAAUCAACUACAUACAAAAAGCUGUUCUCUCCUGGACCAUUGAAGAUUUGAUGACACAAAGACUACCUGUUACACCAACACAAUUAACAAAUUUGGAUCAAUGACAGUUUCUGAGCAACUGAGUACCUACCCCUCCCUUAACCAAACAUUAACCCUAAUUGUUAUCAGUUGACUGUCAUUGGGUUAGGGGAGGGGUAGGUGGGCAGUUGCUCAGAAUCAUCAUCAGUCAGCAAGGGGGGCCUUGGGAGAGGAGAUACUCUGUCCCUCCCGUUUUAAUUUUGAGUCUCGAUUUUGUCGUGAAACAAAAGCGAUGCAGCAAUCGUAAAACGAGCGGACAUCUUCAUCAAUGAGGAAGUUUCUUAUUUUGUUAACAAUGAAUCUCCAAGCUGCAACUUUUCUGUUGCGGGGUUUUAAGAAAGUUUUCAGAAAUAAUAGCUUGCUCUUAGUUCUUGAGCAAAACGCUUUACUUGAACUUGCGAUUGAUUUUCGAGGCGGCAAGCUUCGAGGUUUGUUUGCAUACGACGAAUUACUUCCUAAUUGCGAGUUGUCAAUACAUGACGAAGGUUACCAAAGUUGUUCAAUUUUCUUUAAAUAGUAUUGAGUAUAAGGAGUCCAAACAACGCGAAAUGGUAGCUAGUUAAUUUGAAAACUACUGCGGAAUAUUUUAAGAGGGGUGAUUUGGAAAGAAAGCUUUCGAGCACAAAAAUAUUGAAACACCGCCCGCGACUUUUUUUGAAGUUGGUACAAAAAGUUGAUCGCUCUUAUGGAAUCUUUAAAAUACCAUUAAAGGCGGAGUACUUCUCUUUUAUUGCCCGUUAAAAUCGAAAAGCGAUUCUCGCGGUUUCGUCUUAAAGCAAGAAGUCAGUCAAACGCAGCGUGAAUUGCCCGGCAUCAUCAGAAAGUUGUUUACAUCUUGCUCACGUCAGUCGCACUAUGUCGACCAUAAAAACUAGUCCCUCUCUGUUCCUCUCAUCUUAAAGGGCGGUUUUUUGCUCC